UGCCAUCAAUCAAUCAAUGUCCCGCGUAAUGGCGGACCGCGUUCAAUCAUCCUACAUUCCGUCAGUCAGCGCCCGACCGGCAAUGGAGGCGGACGACAGUUCAGAAAACGAAUCGUCUCCCGGAGCGGAGCAGCUAGAGGAGCAGACUACGUCGCGCCACGGCUUGGAGCCCGAGAAACAGUUCAUAUUGAAGUACGAAUCACUUCCACAGUUGUGGGAUACAUCGGACAUACGCUACAGCAAUCGAUUCGAAAGAUACUGGGCAUUGGAACAAUUGCUACCAAUAUACCAAAAACUGAAACCCUACGCCACCGUCGAAGAUAUUAAAAAGAAAAUCAAUUCACUACGAUCCAACUAUCGGAGAGAGCUCAAGAAGUACAUCGCAUCCGCACGAUCUGGAGGCAAUAGCCUUUACUAUCCUAAAGUAUGGUACUUCCCGUAUUUAAGCUUUCUAAGAAAACUGGAACUUACUGAGGGUCAGCAUGAAAUUCCGCCAGGAGUCGAGGAAGCAGAAAGCCCGCAAAAUAUCAAACAAGAAAGCACAUCGGUAGUUUCAAAACCAAAGAGUAUACUACAAUCACUGUGUUCAGAUACAAAACCACAAACAUCGCCUUCGUCAUUGAAAAUGAAAAAGAAACUGUUACGAGAGAAACUUCGAAAUGGAGAUAUGCCGUCGCAGCCGUACCAACAGUAUCAAUGUCAGAAGAUAUCAAACCCAAUAGCGCUGGAAUGGUCGGAAACUUUGGCAAGGCUAGACCCACUCCAAAGGUUGUACGCAAAGAAAGCUAUCAACGACAUUCUAUUCGAAGCUGAACUGGGAACCUUACACAAACAUUCUGUCCGAAUCAACGAAUCCAACUCGUACUACAUACGUUCAUCACCUGGCCGUAUGUCUGGCAAUGAUGACAUAGAGGCACAAGCUCCAAAUUCCUCGGUCGAAAAAUGUGAUCCGAUUUCAAUUAAAAACAACGAUUCAACUGAUGUAGACUAUAAAAUUCCUAUUACCUUUCUACAGUGCAGUCUUGAAAAUGAAGGCCAUCCGCGUGAAGCUGAGUUUGAUCAUUAAGAAUAUAAUUAUAAGGUUUUGCAAUAAAGUAAAUUGUUAAUACAUA
Molecule: messenger RNA, 1112 nt
Organism: Bicyclus anynana (squinting bush brown)
Lineage: Eukaryota; Metazoa; Arthropoda; Insecta; Lepidoptera; Nymphalidae
Exons: 3
Coding region: 17-1066 (349 amino acids)
Source: RefSeq, a predicted model, not a curated record